GCGCGGCUGGCGGGGCGCGGCGGCCGCCUGCGCGAGGCGCCUGAGCGGCCCCGGCCGCGGCCCGCCCAUGGCGAAGAGCAAGUUCGAGUACGUGCGCGGCUUCGAGGCGGACGACGCGCUCCUGCCCAACUGCUGGAUCGUGGUCCGCCUGGACGGGCGCAACUUCCACCGGUUUGCUGAGCAACACGAGUUCAAAAAACCAAAUGAUGAUCGUGCCCUUCAUCUGAUGACCAAGUGUGCCCAGACAGUGAUGCAAGAGCUGGAGGAUAUUGCUAUUGCUUAUGGACAAAGCGAUGAGUACAGCUUUGUUUUCAAAAAGAAGAGUAAAUGGUUUAAAAGAAGAGCAAGUAAGUUCAUGACUCAUGUGGUCUCCCAGUUUGCCUCAAGUUACGUUUUCUAUUGGAAGGAUUACUUCAAGGACCAGCAACUUCUAUAUCCACCAGGAUUUGAUGGACGAAUAGUUUUGUAUCCCAGCGAUCAAAAUUUAAAGGACUACCUCAGUUGGAGACAAGCAGAUUGCCAUAUCAAUAACCUUUAUAAUACAGUGUUUUGGAUGCUUGUACAACGAAGUGGUUUGACACCAGUACAAGCACAGGACAGACUUCAGGGAACUUUGGCAGGAGAUAAGAAUGAAAUUUUAUUUUCUGAAUUCAACAUCAACUACAACAAUGAGCCUUUGAUGUACAGAAAAGGAACUGUCCUAAUAUGGCAGAAGGUAAAUGAAGUCAUAACAAAGAAAAUAAAACUGCCAAAGGAAACAGAAGAGAAGGAAGUUGAAGUGACCCGAACUAGGACUAAAGUUGUUCCUCUGCACUGUGACAUUAUAGGGGACCAGUUCUGGGAGGAAUAUCCUGAGAUUCUGGCUGAGGAUAGUUGAUUUCUGCUGCAAGUGUAUUUGGCAGUUUACAUUUUGCUCUGCUAGGGUUAUUACAAAGUGAGGACUAUGGAUUGUGGCUGGCAAAGUUUAACUUGCCACCCUCUUCAACAACUAUGUUGUUUUGGCACUGUUGUUGCUGGAGAAAUAGAAACUGGUCUCUUGUUUGACAUACAAAGAUAUGUCCUGCUGGGAAAGGUAAAAUCAUUGUAUUUUGAAUGCUAGUAACUCAUUAUAAAUUAAAAGACUGCUCCUUGUAAAUGCAUAUUUUUACAAAGAGUAUAGAAAUUUUAUGCAUUUCUGUAGUAUUCUUUAAGUCACAGGAUGCUGCAUUGAACUGCCACAUCACUUAAAAGGYUAUGUAUUUGAACAGUUAAAAACUGAGGGGAAAAAUCAUUAUGAAACAGACCAGAAUACUGCAGUUGGUAAUAAAUUUCAAAGCCAGUGUGUAUAGUCAGUUUAGUGGCAAUUGUGCUACUAAUGUCU
Messenger RNA from Nothoprocta perdicaria, 1360 nucleotides. RefSeq names its product tRNA-histidine guanylyltransferase 1 like (gene THG1L). Gene Ontology annotation, biological process: tRNA modification. Gene Ontology annotation, molecular function: magnesium ion binding; tRNA guanylyltransferase activity. The transcript is spliced from 6 exons. The coding region runs from base 68 to 877 and encodes 269 amino acids. NCBI's taxonomy places the organism in Eukaryota, Metazoa, Chordata, Aves, Tinamiformes, Tinamidae. The record is from RefSeq and is a predicted model, not a curated record.